Molecule: messenger RNA, 1842 nt
Organism: Selaginella moellendorffii
Lineage: Eukaryota; Viridiplantae; Streptophyta; Lycopodiopsida; Selaginellales; Selaginellaceae
Product: pentatricopeptide repeat-containing protein At4g02750
Exons: 3
Coding region: 1-1842 (613 amino acids)
Molecular function (GO): protein binding
Source: RefSeq, a predicted model, not a curated record
AUGUGGAAAAUGCGCGGCGGCCUUGCCUUGAAGAGUCAGAGCGUCGAUGCGUUGCACGUGUGCGCGCUCCUCGCGAUUUCCCUCCCCUUCGUCGUCACGAUCAAGCAACGAGGAGAGAAAGAGAAGCCCUCCGCGAAGCUGCUAGCAAAGAGCCAUGGCUAUGGCGGCGGAAUAUCCCGCGGCAUAUUCCGCCGGCAACUCGACGCGGCCAGGGCGCCAUGGAAGGGGAAGAGAUCCACGCGUAUGUUCUUCGAGGAUGUGGCGCGGCUGUUGCGAUCGUGCACAGCGCUCGAUCAAGCGCGCCGGAUUCAAAGGAUCGUUGCGGCCGUGGAGCCCGGGAAUAUGUUUCUGGGCAAUCUCGUGGUGCGAAUGUAUGGGCGGUGUGGGAGCCCGGAGGAGGCGCGGCGGGCGUUCGAGGGCAUCGCGCGCCGCAAUGCCUUCUCCUGGGGCAUUUUGAUGGCAGCGUAUGCGCAGAAUGGGCAAUUGCGAGAAUCCGAGGCUGUGUUUCACAGGAUGCCGGAGAGGGAUGUGAUCGCUUGGAAUUCGAUGAUCACGGGAUACUCUCAGAAUGGGCAUAUUGACGAAGCGCAAGAAAUCUUUCACAGGGCUCCUUCUCGCGACAUCGUGACUUGGAACACCAUCGCGGCGGCGCUCGCGCAGCUCGGAUCCAGCGCCCAAUCGCGCGAAUUCUUCGAUGCGAUGCCAGAGAGGAACGAAAUCUCCUGGUCGUGUACCAUCCAAUCCAUCGCCCAGGCCGGGAAUUCGCACGACGCGCGCGCGCUGCUCGAUCGAAUGCCGUGGUGGAGCGUCUUCGCCCUAAACGCCCUAAUCGCCGCGAGCGCCACUGGCAGCGACGAAGCACAGGAGCUCUUCGAUGAAAUGCCGUACCGGGACGUCGCCACGUGGACGGCCCUGAUGGACGCGUACGCGCGCGCCGGCCUUCUCCGCCAUUCGCGCCGCGUGUUCGCGGAGAUGCCCGUACGGAACGUCUUCUCCUGGACCGUGCUCAUCGUGGCCGUUGCGCGGGGCGGGAUCGACGGUGGCCCGCGAGUCGAGGAAUCGCUAUCUCUCUUUGACAGGAUGCCUGCCAGGAAUCUGGUCGCGUGGAACGCCACAAUCGCGGCAUUUGGGGAAUAUGCGUCGCAUCUGUCGGGCGCGUGGAGCAUCUUCGUUUCCAUACCCGCCCGCGAUGCCGCCACGUGGAACUCCCUGGUCCGUGGGUUUGGGCAUUCCGGGGAGAUCGCGCGCGCCGAGGAGAUUCUCUCCAAGAUGCCCCACCACGGCCUCGUCGCGUGGAACUCGAUGCUUGUAGCAUAUGCCCACUCCGGGCAUCUUGAAAAGGCAUGCUUGCUUUUUGGCGCCAUGCCGGUCAGGGAUCGAUUCUCGUGGUCGGCGGCUCUAAGCUGGGAUUACCGGCGCUUUUGGGAAAUGGGCCUCGAGGGAAUCGAACCCGACCCGGUGUGUGUGACGAGCUUGCUAGCUUCGCUCAAGGACGCUGGAGAUUUACAAAGUUCUAGAGAUUGGUUUGUGAGAAUACUCCCGGACUUUGGAAUCCAAUUGACAAAGGAUCACUUCUACUGCAUCGCGGAUGGUUUGGCAAAGUCUGGAGAGCUGAGUUUUGCGAUCGAGUUUCUUGCGGGAGUCCCGUUUGAUCCGGAUGUUAUAGCUUGGACCACCAUUCUUAGCUCCUGUGUGGAGUUUAGCGAUGCUAGCCGUGGAGCUCACGCGGCCGAGCGAGUACUGCGUGACCAACUUGGCAAUUCGAAGAACUAUGGCGGCGCCGGUGCUUUCAUCUCCUUGGCAAACACUUACUCCAUGAUGGUGAGCUUUGAUCCUCCAUAA